This is a messenger RNA of Verticillium alfalfae VaMs.102, 1353 nucleotides long. RefSeq names its product inner centromere protein mis6. The transcript has 6 exons. Bases 1 to 1353 code for a protein of 450 amino acids. Gene Ontology annotation, cellular component: nuclear body; cytosol; kinetochore. The record is from RefSeq and is a predicted model, not a curated record. NCBI's taxonomy places the organism in Eukaryota, Fungi, Ascomycota, Sordariomycetes, Glomerellales, Plectosphaerellaceae.
AUGGACUCUGCUGAUGAAGCUGAGCUGCGGGACCUGAUCAACGAUGUUGUUCAAGCUGCAAAGAUUACCGCCAAAAAGCGAUUUGUCUCAAUCAAGCCCACCAUCGAGAACCUCACCUCACGCGCAUACGAUCAAGGCCUCUCACCAGACGCGCUGAGCGAGCUCAUUUCACUCAUCACAAAGCCCAGCCACCUCGAUCAAGCCAGCCUCAACUCACUCAUCAGCAACUUGUACCCGUCUAGUCGUAUUUCCUCCGAUGUCAUCCUCAGAGUCAUUGGCUGUCUGGGGCGCGGGGAGCUCAAGCCUUCCUUGCCCAUCCAGGCUGGCUUGUUGAGGUGGCUCGUCAUGGUGUAUCAAACCAUUGAGACUCCAGCUAUUCUCUCACAGUCAUAUGCUAUCCUGUUCAAUCUGUUAGAUACAGCAGCCAUCAGCCUAGGCCUAUCUCGACAGACGGGCCACGAUCCAGCGUUGACAGGACUCCUGCGAAUAUUCAAAGACUACUAUCCUGAGAUCAUCGUUGGCGACGCCAUCAAGGGCAAGGCAUCUGCUUUCAAGCACCCCGAUACGCAAUGGCGCGACCGGCUGGGCGUAAUUCAACGCGACUAUGCCCAGCGCUCCACAGCCGCUGUCUCACAACCUCAGAACGGCUUCACAGUGAGCAGACACACUGCCAGCGGCGGGCGAGGACCGCGUCCGUCUGGUGUCCCUGCUGUUCACACUUCUUAUGCCGACGAGGAAAUUGACAGCGCUGAUCGACUGGCCCAAACGCUGGAAAAGAUCGAGGUGCCGAAUCAGCUAGCUGCUGUCCUCGCCGACCCGCUGCUUCAGAAGUUCGUUGCUUUGAGGAAGGACGAUGUCAUGUCGCGCCGCAUAGUGCAUUGGUUGGACGCGCUCCUCGGUGAUGUCGUCUCGGGAAACGCAGACACCAAGACCUUCGAGGACACCAUGGAGGUCCUCCGAGACUAUGUCUCCCGCGUCAAGCGGUACGCCGAGGACCUCGGCUCCGAUCUCGCGCUGCCGCUGCUCUUUGGCCUAUCGCACUCGCCGCUGCUGAGCCUGCAGUCCAUCUCUUGCGUGCGCGCGCUCGAGGAUGAGGCGUUCCGCGGCGACGGGGGCGUCAUGAUCGCCACGCGCCACGCCGGGCCCGUGACGCAGGCGAGUCUGCAGCGGCUCGCGGCCGCGCGUGGCCUGCCGCUCAAGUGGGCCGAGUACCGGCUGCAGGUGCUCCGGCAUCUCGAGAGGGAGGGGUUCGUGGGCGUCAUGGACUUCAUGAAGAAUAUCCUCAAGGUUCUGCAGGGCACGGGAAACGCGUCGAGUCAGGGGAGCCAGGGCUCGCGCGCGUCGCUAGGGUAG